Molecule: messenger RNA, 9078 nt
Organism: Echinococcus granulosus
Lineage: Eukaryota; Metazoa; Platyhelminthes; Cestoda; Cyclophyllidea; Taeniidae
Product: ubiquitin hydrolase FAF-X
Exons: 41
Coding region: 1-9078 (3025 amino acids)
Biological process (GO): cell migration; protein deubiquitination
Cellular component (GO): cytosol; nucleus
Molecular function (GO): cysteine-type deubiquitinase activity; cysteine-type endopeptidase activity
Source: RefSeq, a predicted model, not a curated record
AUGAGUUUUGGAUACAAGAUGACUGAUAAAACUGAAAAUGAGAAUGUUGUACAGCCUGUCGAAAAGCCAUGUUCUCCUGCCUAUCCGCCUACACCUACUGAACCCGAUGACAGCGAAGUUAUCAUCUCAGAACAGGACUUUACUCCAGACUUUCCAGUUGCAGAAAUGGAUACCAUGCAUACUAAAAUCCGGAAACCUAGUUGGGUAGUUCCUGUGCUCCCAAAUGAGGAACUGGAGACAGUUUUACUGGCUUGUAUCAAGCUUGUUGAAACGAACCAAUAUGAACGUUGUUUAUAUUUUAAUAAGUUUUGUGAUCAAGAUCUUAAUUCGGCGUUCGAGAAAAUUAUCUGUGAUCGUGCGGGUGAUUUAUGGAGUGACCAGACUCACCAUUUUAUUUUUAUGAACUCUCUCCUUGCUGUUCAAUUGUGCGCUUGCAUGGCCGACAAGGAUUUUGCGCCGAUAAUGGAGUUGGAAUCACGCCUGUUUAAUCCAGAAUCCAAGUUCCAUAAGCACAGUGUGUCCAAUCGAAGCUCUUUGGAGGCCAUUCGUUUUGGUACAGGUGAGACCGAGUCUGUCUCCCGUUUCGCGGUUAUAAUGUCCGCUCUACCUGAGUUGCGUCGUUCGGUUCAGGGCAAGAAUGGUGGAGAAAGCUCUGACCUCAAGAUUUUCGCUACCGCAUCCAUGGCUCGUCCUUUACCACUGCUAGAGGAUUUUAUCAAUCUCUUUGGCAGACUUGGUGGGUUUGACGCGCUUCUCGAGCGCUUUCGCAAUUACGGCAAUGGGUCACCAACACUUCGUCUUUUCUUCAACUACCUCAAACCUUUCAAAGCAUGUUGCUACUACCUCACUGAUGAAGUGGUAAAGGAUUACUUUUUGCCGAUGACUGAUAUUGUUCUAACCUUCAUGAAGAAUUUGACCGAGGCGGACGUUCGCCAAUCGGUUCGAAGUGAUCAGCGUAGCAAUCAUCUGGCUGAUUUCGCUGUUAUCCAACAGUUCUAUCAGCGUAUUUAUGGGCCAAAUUACAAUAUUGAGGAAUUUGAUGAGCUUCAUUUGCAACUUAUUUUGAAAACAAUGAGGACGGAUCUCUUCGGAGGGAAGAUGAACGCGUUGAACGAUUUAAUAACAAUUAUCUGUGACAUCAAUACGAGAUCGGGUAACGCUUCAAAGCCUUUUGCAAUGGUAGACAGACUUGUCAAGUGGUUGAAGGAUAAUCAGGUCUUGUCACUGUUGCUGCGUUCGAACCUGCAUCAGCCACAGUACGUGGAAAAAGUGACUCGAGUGGUUCAGUUCCUCGUCGAAAUGCACGAACUGAGCUUAGAGGAUCUAGAGGAGAUCUGGGAAGCUCAGGCCGGGAAGCACGAGGCCAUUGUGAAGAACGUAGAGGAUAUGCUCGCUCGCCUGGUGCAUUACUUCAGUCCCGAACAGCUUGAUCGGCUCUUCGACUGUUUCAAGAAAGCCUUUCAGACUACCACGAAGCGUCAGCAAGAACGUUUAAUUGUUCUGAUUCGUCGUCUGACCAUGGAAAAUCUCAUUGGGUUGGAGUCCAAAACGCUAGAGUUUUUCUGGGAUCUUGCCACAAGACCCUCUCUCCUACCUGAAAUCAGUGCGGCUGCAUUGGAGGCACAUAGUGGGAUUUUGACUGACGCAAUGAAAACUGCUGGAUCGGUUCAGCAAAAUUUGGCCUGGCUCUCUAGGUUUGCAACUAUUCUCCAAGAGGAUUCUGAUGACUAUGCUGUCAUCCGUGCAGCUCGGCAGAUCAUCGAAGUGCAUCAAUUUUUGAGGGUCUACCACGGAAAUCUUAUACAUCAAUUAACGGUUAACAAUGAUCUCAUCACUGUUUGUAUUAACAGUCUUCGUAAUUAUAUGCACAAAUACUCGGUCAAAAAUUCAAAAGUGGCCCAUGAUACAGGCAUUGAUUCAAUAUCUUCCCAACCACCGUCGACGACUUCGACAUUGGGUCGAGGUGAUACCGCAACGCCAGCCUCAUCCACGUGUACCAACACCCUAGAGCUGCCUCCACUACAGGCCAAGAUGAGCGACGACGGUGGAGUGAGCUCGCAGUCGGAAAAACCCUCCACAAAUCACUUCCAACCCAUACCUCAUGUUGAACAGAUUAGGGAACGUCUGGAACUGCUACAUUUUCUCGCAAAGGAAUCGGGGAUCUCUCUGACCUUGGAACAGAUGAAUCUUCUCUGGCGUUGCCUCAUUGUCGAUACGGAAGUCGAUCAGGACGCCUGUUCCUGCGCGGACUCAGACUCAUCGGCUGGAUGCAGUUCCACUCACUCUUCCGCAACGGUGGAGGGUCGAAAUAUCUGUUUUUCUUGGUUUAAUCCAAACACGAACGGACUUAUUCAUCCAUUCUUAACGGAGUUCUUUCAGGAUAAUAUCCUAAAUAUUAAGCCGGAAGUUCUCACACCUGCGGGCAUGGAUCUGUUUCGGUGUUUUUUCAACUGUGUAAAUACGAAGUUGAAGUCUAGUGAGGAGACCACUUUGCAGUCUCAAUCAGAUCUGAUGGGGUUGGAUUACCUCUGGCACAUCGUUCUCGCUUCCAACGACGGGGCUGCCCGAAUCGCCAUUGAGAUGUUGCGAGAGCUCUACACGAAUGAUAGAGAUCCGCUCAAUGAUCCACGAAAACUCCGUUUCGACUUCCUUAAGAAAUGCUAUGACUUUCUCUCGUCAAGCUACGCCAAGAUCUAUGGACUCCUUCUAGCGCACGGCAUAGCUUCACCAGAUGGAAGUGCGUGUCGUCUCUUCAAUAAUCCCCAACAGCUCCUCCUCAUCACACGUGAUGCGGAGCAAGACCUGAGCAACAUCGAUCGCGUGAUUCGGGUUCUCCGACGCUUCCUUAUUGAAUGCGAUCGGCAGUUUAAGACUCCUCGUGUACACUUACCUCUAUUUCAGUCUUGGUCCGGUUCUUCGAUAUUGCUGACAGUGAACUUCAAUGCUGUUAAGAAGGGCUCAGCGGAAGACUUAAAAUUACAAAAAUAUGGCGCGACGGAAGGACGGCAGUAUGAGUCCAGUACUAUGACGAUCAUAGCUCACGCCAACGAGACGUUAGGUCGUUUGCGCUCGCGUCUGCUCAUUUGCCGCUUAAAAGAGGUGCUCUUACCACUGAAUUCACCGGCUACUAAUGCAGGAGGCGAUGAGGGCGCCCUUUCUUGUCCGGCCAAGAUUCUUGACGAAUUUUGCGUAGAUCUAUGCGAAGCGACUGGUCUCUCUGGGAACCUUUGUCUUUCAACCUUUCUCCUUAUAUCGUCAUCUGAUCUAAGGGGGAACUUCAACACCUCUCUUGAUUCAACAUCAUUUAAUGAUGAUAUGAAGUCUUUGACAUCUCUGUCGGCCUUUUUGUACCUACCGGCUACCAGUACACCUUUCUAUCCUGACGGACCAUACAUUCCUGGCUCCUCGAACGUGUUCAGUUUACCACAGGGCCCGAGAGAAUGUGGUUCCUUUCCUUCGAUGGGCAACUGUUCCAGCUCCUCUUCGAAUCGUGCGCUUCGUGCUCCUCGCGGCAGUCCCUCCCCAACCCUCACCGAUGAUGAGAAUGUCCAAAUGCCCGUCAGAGGGGGAAAUGUCGGUGGCGAUUACUCUGUGAACGCCGGCUCCGCGUCCCUGCCGCAUUCUAUCAGCUCCGAGACCAACCAAGAUGAUUUAAUGGGUUCACCGUCCGAUGAUGGCGAUGGUGCUAAAAGUCCACCAACAGAACCCGUGGCGGGUGCAAACCCCAGUUCUACAGCUAGAGGUGACUGUGUUACCGAGGCUUCUCCGCCUUCAGCACCGCUCAACGAACUUCGCAAAGAAUGCAAUCUUCCGGACUACGUAAUGUCGGAGGAUCUGAAUUUUGUGCAUCUCCUUCUCGACAUUGGGAAUGUGGCCGUGUUUUUGGGUAUCAACGAGCUCCGUGAUAGGACCUUCGAUGUGCUCUUCUCAUUGCCGAUGAACUUGACAUAUCGAAACGUUCUUUGUGAAAGCCUUCACAGUCAUAAGGGCAUUGAGAAGCUUACAGACCUUUUAAAAUGUUCCAUCUCUGAACUGAACCUCCCUUGCACACCUAGUAAAAUCCACAAUAACUUGGAAUUCCCAGGCGUUACGCAUCAAUUAUAUCUUCUUCAGGUCCUUUACGCUACACUGAAUCCAAGUGUAGAAAUUAUUUUGUGCAUCAACGAUGCGAAGUGUUUCUCCCGUCAUUUCACCCUGGAAAGCUUUAGCUAUACAUUGGCCUUCCUGCGCAACGGUGGAUUGGGGAGCCUCCUAUCUGCCUGCGCUUUAGGAGACACGAAUGCUGUCACGGCAGAUCCUCUGUCUCAACUCAUUCUCCUCUGGAUCUGCCGAAUCCUCUACCUGGGUCUUUACUGUGUUAUGGCUACUCUAGUGUUGGUUUUUGACGGUAGCACGGUCUGCCUUGCUCAAAUGAAGGCUCUCUGGGGAGUAAAGUCGGCUUCAGCUCUGAGCACUGGCGAUUGUAUCCUUCAAAAAUACGCAGAAGCCUUCUCGCACUUCGCUGUUAAUGCUGGGGUAACUAUGGCGGAAAUCCAGUCAGCGUGGUUGAAUAUACCUCCACGCUCGUGCGAGCUCCUGCGAGAUGUUAUCUGGCUGAUCAGUUCCGCCCUUCCAAUCGCCUCAAUUUCGUCGGCACACUCUCAACGCAAGGCUACCAUCGCGCACUCGCAUGACAGUGGAUGUAUCUCCCCGAGGACCGAUGUCUUCUGCCAUCCAACACCACCGAGCGUGACGUGCACAUUUUCCACCACCUGUGGUCUCAAGUCAGCGCCACUUCAAACCUUUUUCCAAAUUGGCCACCUUGAUUCCUCCGACUUGUCAAUCGAAUGCCUCCAACUGCUCCCUUCUGAACCCCACUAUUGCCCAUCCCCGGUCACCCUACCCUACAUUCUCAAUCUCAACUCCGGUCGGACACCCGGUUGUCUCUCUACGACUGCUCUCUCAACCCUCUCAUUCCUUCUCUCCCUCUCUCCUGACUCCUCGCUGGUAGACUUUCUCCUACACAAAGUACCCCUCAGCCAUGAUCAUGAGGUCCUUAAGUCCUGGCUCGACUUCCUUCGGCACAUUCUCGUUCUCUCACCCUCUUCACAUUUGCGCCAGUCAGCUACUUGUCUCUUGAACAUUGUGGUGACCUGUGGCCUGACAGUGGCCAUUUCACUUCAGCCCUCCAGUGAACUCGACGCGCCCGCAAGUACAACGGAUGUGGUGGGAUUUGUGAUCGACUUUUUGGUUAAGGCAUUAAACGAGAGUGAAUCGGAUCAAGCUCUUUACUCCGCCGAUUGCACCGAGGUACUGGUUGGAAUUAUGGACUUUUUACAAUCAGAAUCACUUACACUAGAUACUGCUGAAAACCUCUUUGUAAAUGAAUGGGCUUGGUUGUCAAAAAGAAUCACCGUUCCAUCGUCGGAUUCCGAUGAAGGAGGUUGUGUUGAUACUCCGACUCAUCUCUCUAUCCCCAAUCUAUUUCGCUCCCACCUACGAUUGUGCACAUGCCUCAUUCCGUUCCAAAACAGGAAACUUUUUGACGAAUCAAAUAAGGACUUUAUUGGACUUGGCCCAGUGGACGCCCUGCUUGAAGUGGUGAUAUUUCCAGCCGCGAAACGCUUCAAUGAACUGCAGAGACGUCUCUCAUUAGAAACGUGGGAGCUUGCAAGGGAGAUCACCUCUGCCAGUGCUAUUUUGGAGGUAUCCAGGGUCAUUUCGACCCCACCCAACGGGAUCCUCAAUGCUGCCUUCGACCUUCUCCUCAAAUUGGCACUCUUCGUACCUCGUGUCUUAUACCCCUUCCUCUCCGACAAAAUCUGUUCCCUUCUUUACUCUUUUAAUACUCGGGUGACCGAAUGGGAGCCCCUUGACCCCCUGCCGUCUUCGAACCGCUCUCCUAAUAACAAUAGUAAACGCAAUUGUCUGAGCUUUAAUGCUGAGAGCCUUUGCGGCAGCCCAGGAUUUGUGGGUCUUAAAAAUGCCGGUGCCACAUGCUAUAUGAACGCAGUGCUGCAACAGCUAUUUGCCAUCCUUCCCAUCCGCAACGCGAUUCUUUCUGCUCCCGUCUCGGACACUCUUCAGAAAGCUGGUGUUAAUAUCGCCUCCCUCCAUUCCCCCUACGCGCCACCUUUGUCUCCGAAAGGAGACCUCAGUGCAUCUCAGCUCAGCCAUCUCUGCACGCUCUUCUCCCUGCAAGAUAUGUUUGCAUUUCUGGCCUAUACGCGACGAGCAUUCUACGAUCCUAGCCUAUUUUUGAGGCAUUUUAAGCUCUGGGGUGAAAAAGUGAACCACUCGGAGCAACACGAUGCCCAGGAAUUUCUCAUUUGUCUCGUAGACAAUCUCGAUGAGGCAAUGAAAAUAUGUGGAAUGCCGAAGGCCAUUGAAAAUGUCAUUGGGGGGACCUUCGAGGAUCAAAAGAUCUGCAUUGACUGUCCACACAGGUACCAACGAGAGGAGUCCUUCCUAGUGAUAAGCGUGGAAAUCCAAAACCGAUCUACUCUCUGCGAGUCUCUAGAGGAGUACGUGAAGAGCGACCUUCUUGAGGGUGACAACGCCUACCACUGUGAUCAUUGCGACAAGAAGGUUGCUGCGCGCAAACGCAUGUGCAUCAAGCGUCUCCCUCAGAUCCUCGCCAUCCAACUUAAGCGCUUCAGCUUCGACUGGGAACGCCACGUUGCCAUCAAAACCAACGACCGUUUCUCCUUUCCUUUUGAACUCGACAUGGCGCCGUACACAGUGGAAGGUCUGGCCUGUUGCAAUCAAGUUCCGUGCGUCGGCGAAAGUGGCGGUGCUUGUGAGAGUUGUCCGGCGUCUCCAGGAGCAACUGAGGCAGAAGCUCCGAGGCAGCCUACACGGUACACUCUUCGUGGGGUUAUUGUGCACAGCGGGGAGGCCGCUCAUGGUCAUUACUACUCCUUCAUUUUACAUCACAAUCGGGAGACCGGGAAAUCCCAGUGGUACAAGUACGACGACACUCGUGUUACAGAAGUGAUCGCGGACUCGCCUGGGUUUGAGCAGACCGAGUGGUUUGGUGGAGAAUAUACAUCUGAAACUCCCAUGCGCUUUAGCUACAGACCUUAUAUGCGUUGUUAUAGCGCCUAUAUGCUCUUUUAUGAAAGGGAAGACUUUAAAGAAGUCAACAUCGUUUCCAACCUAUGCAGUUCCAUGCAAUCUGUUGGGCUCUCUGAUGGCACAGCAGGUCUGGUUCCAUGCCCACCUCAUAUUGCGAGCCAGAUUUACGCUCAAAACGUGGAGCACUUUAACACCAGCAUGCUAAUGAAUCCGAUUUUUGAGCAGUUUGUGCAUCGACUGGCCACAGCGGAUUGCCUUAGGCAACAGUCAGCCAAUGCCCCUGAAUGGAUGAAAACCUACGAGGCUCUUGCAAGGCUUCUUACGCAUUUCUGCUUCGAUUCACGUUUUCACACCAAGGAGAAUAAUUGGUGCCUCUGGUUUCAUCCAUUUUUCGAGCUGCUUCGAGUGGGUCCUUCUGUUCGGGAAAUCUUCACCCAACGAACCUGUUUUUCGUCACCGAACCAAAUUCAUGACUUUUUCUUCAGGUGCCCAUAUCCUGGGGUUCGUUAUCUCUAUGGCGCUCUCCUGAUAUUGGUUGUCUUUUUGGAGCUGAAAUCGAAUCCGACCAAACCAGUGGCUGACCAAAUCAUGCAAAAGUUAAUUGCCGAACUGCCAAGCUGCUUUGCCUCCACCAGUUCAGAGUUAUUCUAUCAUGAACCUCCUUUGUACGGGCCAGUCACUUUAUCCGGUUCCUACUGGAACCCUUCUACUGACGACUCCCGACAUGAGAUUCAACAGUCUGCCUGUGGUGGCCAGCUUCUUGCUCUUUUGCUCGAUUACGCUCGUCUGGGUCCCUUACUUACGGAGCAUUUGGCACGGCUUGGUCUUCACACCAAACUCAUGCAUUAUUUGAUAGGUAGUUUGCCCAAUACAUCAAUCUUGUGCCGCCCAUUAACUCUCGUCACUAGCCAUCCAGCUACUGCCGACCAAAUGGAGCGCUAUAUGAGCGAUCUUGAUAAAUCCAUUGGUGUCGAUUUCGCACAUAAAGUUGCCUUCUCCAGUCGUUUGCUGGUGACCUAUGAACUAAUCAGAAAUCAAACAAAAGACAGUGUCGGUACUUCAAUCUCCUUCCUCCCUCCGGAUAAGUCACCGGCCUUCGUCUCUACCGCGAGCUUUAAGCCACGUCUCUUUUACCUCUCUCCCUCUGCAACUGUGCAUCUAUCUCCGGUAAAUCACUACAUGGAUUUGCUUGUUUGUCUGUUUUCCCACUCGGAGCUUGAAGAAUCCUCUCUGAAUCUCUCGAACAUGCUUGGCAGCAUCGAUUUCGAUAGGUUUAUUCAGGUGAUCCUUACUUGCUGCCUAAACCAAGGCAGUGUGGUAACGAUCAUUCAACUUAUCAAGAUUGUGACACAGAAUGACACUUAUCGCUCCAGAGUUGUAAUUGACGAAUUGAUGCGUAUUAUCUUCCCCUCUCAUUUAUCGCCCCUAAUGAAAUUGGCUCCGGAGCUUGCGAUUCCAGUUUUUAUGGAAGCCCUCUCUGUCUCCGACUCCCUUCAGGAGCUGCGACUAUCCUAUGCAUUCCAAAGCAGAAGAUUCUACGAUGUACUCACCCUAAUUAAGCGAUCAAACCCGAAAAUAUGGAAUGAUCCGGGAAUGAACAUGCUACGUGCCUUGAGCAGCAUGGUGAUCAAUUUUGAGGCAUUCAGAGAAUACUUUGAAUCUCAGCGCCGCAUUGGUUUGCACUUUCAUAGGAUCAUAAAUGAUGUCAUUGAAGUGGAGUACCACCAGGCCCCUGGGUCGGGUGAAUACUAUGCCAUCUUAAACCAGGCCAAAGGAGUUCUCCCAGUUCCCAAUUCUUAUGAUGAGGAGGUGGAGGAAGAGAUAGAGGCGGAAGAAGGGAAUGAGGAAGAAGAGGAAAGGGAAGAGGAGGAAGACGAGGGAGACUAUGAAAACAAUGGCUUGAAUGAUACGCGUGUCAUGCCAGAUAAUGGUGAAACGGAAUGCGAACAGAUUCGAAUGGCCCAUUUCAAAACCGACUAUUUGGAGCAUCAAGAGGAGAGUAUAAAGGAUGCCGAUAUGUAA